Messenger RNA from Scheffersomyces amazonensis, 1075 nucleotides. RefSeq lists its product as uncharacterized. The transcript has a single exon. The coding region runs from base 242 to 754 and encodes 170 amino acids. Lineage: Eukaryota; Fungi; Ascomycota; Pichiomycetes; Serinales; Debaryomycetaceae. The record is from RefSeq and is a predicted model, not a curated record.
AAGAAUUGACUUGGAUUGCAGCCAGUAGAUUAAUCAGAUUUCUGAAAUUCUAGUUUUAUUAUUGUCAAUUACUAUUUUCUAUUUAAGUUCAUCAUAUUGGUUGUAUUUAAAAUUUUAUUUAACUUGAGCAAUACUUCCAAGUAUAUCAAGUGUUAAAUCUUCACAUGCCUACAAAGAUAUCUCUAAUAUUAUUUAUAUUAUUCUUUUCCACACUUGGCUACGAAACUUAUAAUGUGUGGUCAUGACUUCAAUUGCAACUAUCGAAAGUUUAAACUUUGCACAGACUUAUACUCUUGCUGCUAAAGUUAAAGAAAAGUUGCAGAGAGAUGUUCAUAAGUCAGAUUCGAAUCUUAGAAUUAUAAUUCUUCAAUCUAACAUGCUAGAUAAAAUAAUUGAUCAUUUACAAAACAAAUUAACUACAAGAACCCCAUCCAUUAAUUCAGCGAUAAAAUUUACAACUACUACGUCUAUUACAAUUGAACAUACUAAAGGUGCUAUCAAAGUUGAUGAUUAUUUAUCUAAAGACAUGAAAAAUGUAAAUGUAAAUGAAGAUGACGAAGACGAAGAAGAAGAUGAAGAAUACAGACAUUACUUUAAUUGUCGGAAUCAUUUAACUAGAUGCAAUUCACGACCCGACUCAGAAUUACAAUCUGAUUCAGAAUCGGACGAAGAGUAUGAUUAUUAUGAUACCGAAGUUAAUGGUUCCGACUCCGAUUCCGACUCUGACUCCGAAUCGGAUGUGGUCUAUGACUGAUAUUUCGUUGUUGUAUUCUAAGUUGUUGAUAAAUCAAGCCGCAUUACGUACUUAAUUACAUAGAGGAGGAUGCCUUUAGGAGAAGAAAUACAUUUAUUCCCAAAGUAAAGAGUUAUUUUUGAUUACUACAUGGCUUUGCUGUGAUGUCAUUAUGAUACAUUAUUGUCUGCAUUUCGCAGUGGAUAAUUUAGCUUCUUUGUUAAUAUCAGUAUUUUUAUCUACACUCUCAUAUAUGUUAGAAUAAAAUAUAUACUGUAUCAUAAUGCGCGAAACGGAUCUUAAAAUCUCCUUAACUCGGAUUUAGAUGCUUGGUCUAAACCC